Betta splendens (Siamese fighting fish) is the source of this 1484-nucleotide messenger RNA. RefSeq lists its product as uncharacterized. The transcript is spliced from 3 exons. The coding region runs from base 210 to 1115 and encodes 301 amino acids. NCBI's taxonomy places the organism in Eukaryota, Metazoa, Chordata, Actinopteri, Anabantiformes, Osphronemidae. The record is from RefSeq and is a predicted model, not a curated record. Gene Ontology annotation, biological process: positive regulation of cytokine production; positive regulation of canonical NF-kappaB signal transduction.
AUACCAGCAAUACCUCCGCUCUAUGAAUGGUGACAACACUGAGCACGACCGAUCAUUUGCGCGUUCGCACUUCCAGCGCUUUCAUGGCUCGUCCUGCGCGCGUCUAAUGACUGCGGAGCGCUCACGGGUGGACACCUGUGGGGGGAUGCGCGAUUCCCUCUCCGGGGGUCUAAGUGUCCGGUGGGAGCGGGAUAAGGAACUGCCGCAGGAUGGAAGACGCGAUCUUUAGAGACUCACAUCUAUAUCCAGAUCUGACCGAGCUGGAAACUAAGGUGGGCAGGAAAACACCGGAGGGUCUCCUGAGAUGGAUGAGAGAUGCUGCGACCGGUGCGGACCGGGACCUGGGUCGUGACGUGGACGACGGGGGAGCACGCAGCUCCGCUUUGAACGACGGCGUUUCCGUCAAAAUCAACCACUUGAAAGAAGAGCUGAAGCGGCUGCGGACUGCUGAUGUGAAGAUACUCGGGCAGCUGGUGAACGUGCACGAGGGUAUUGAAACCAUGCGUUGGCUGAUGGAGAAUCGCGGGGCCCUGGCCAGCGGAGGCAGCAGCCUAACGGGCAGCGUGAGCAGCCUGGUGAAUGUGGAUGAGUCCUGGACGGAUCCCUGCAGGGAAACCCCGAGUCCAAUUUGCCCUCAGGACUUGACUGAAAACACUGAGAGGGAAUCACAUCGACUGCAACUACCACUCAGUGAUGAUGGUGAUUUCAACCAAAAGAGCAACAUGAGCAUAAUAAACCACCAAAGCGAAGGUAGACCUCUCGGGUCUUCCAACUCUGGACUCAGUUGGUUCAUGCCGCAAAGCCUCGCUCAGCCAUCCGCCAACACUGCCAGCGAUGUGUCUGGCGCCAGUUUACCGGAGUCACAAACACAGGACCCGGAAGCAAGUCCAUUAAAGUCUAUCAAAUCCAAUGCCAAGACCAUCAAAAGGGUUCUGCUCAGGUCUAGUCGGGUAAGAAAAGAGGUCACGGCACGUACUAGUAGUUCAAUCUUCACUACAGAGUCAGAGGAGACAAAGACAGAGCAUCAAACUCACAAGCGCUUCAGAACAUCUCUGGACAAUACCACAUCCAGCCUGGAGGAGGACUGGAUGGAAGAUGAAGUGACAUUUUUAUGAUGCUGUCUGAAAUGGUUCUUAACUGUGUCUCAAGAUUUAAAAACCCGUAUAAACCAUGUGAUUUGGAGGAAAAACUGACCUGAAAAACUAAAAAAUGACAUGUUCGGCAACAAUUAAAUCAUUCUAUUUCAAUUAUAGCUACAGUUUUGUCUUUACAUUAACUCGCCAAACAUUCACAUUGAAAACAACUUCCUGCUUGUUUAUUGCUAUAAAUAGAAUCCUUUUUUAUGAUCUUUUGCCUUUAUUCAGUUUAUAACUGACCUUUCCCAACCCCUAAAAAUAAACUGGGUUUGUAACAUAAUUAUUUUUAUAUUUAAUUAUGUAACGUGGAAUAAAAAUACAAUAAUAAAAUUGAACGUAUGCUCAGUA